AUGGCUUCCACUGGCAUGCAGAUUUUUGGCUUUGUCCUGGCACUGCUGGGCAUCAUGGGUGCCAUGGUAGCCACUCUUCUGCCCAACUGGAAGGUGAGCGCAGACGUGGGCUCCAACAUCAUCACAGCCAUCUCCCAGAUGCAAGGGCUUUGGAUGGACUGUACAUGGUACAGCACGGGCAUGUUUAGCUGCACUCUCAAGUACUCUGUGCUUUCACUACCUGCCUACCUGCAGACUGCCCGCACCACCAUGGUGCUGUGCUGUGUACUGGCUGCAAUGGGCCUCUGCCUGGCCACCCUGGGACUUAAAUGCACCCGUUGGGGGGGUGGCCGGCGCUCCAAAAGGCAUGCCGCAAUUGCCAGUGGUGGCUGCUUCGUGGCCGCCGGCUUCCUGUGCCUGGUGCCUGCUUCCUGGUUUACCAAUGAAGUCAUCACCAACUUCCUGGACUCCAGUGUGCCCGAGAGCAAUAAAUUCGAGCCUGGCGGUGCCGUGUACGUUGCCUUCAUAUCGGCAGGCUUCCUCUUUGUUGGGGGGUCUAUCUUCUGCAUGUCCUGCUCGGGGAAGAGGCACGGCCCUCAGGACCUGGUCCUGCUGCCUCCACCGGACAAACUGCUGCUCCAGCAGCAGCAACAACAGCUUCUUCAGCAACAGCAGCAGGAGCUCCAGCACCAAUACUGCUCCCUCUCUCCCUUAGACAAUAAGACAGGGUACAGCCUGCAAGACUAUGUGUAA
Molecule: messenger RNA, 732 nt
Organism: Lampris incognitus (smalleye Pacific opah)
Lineage: Eukaryota; Metazoa; Chordata; Actinopteri; Lampriformes; Lampridae
Product: claudin-20
Exons: 1
Coding region: 1-732 (243 amino acids)
Biological process (GO): cell adhesion; bicellular tight junction assembly
Cellular component (GO): bicellular tight junction; plasma membrane
Molecular function (GO): structural molecule activity
Source: RefSeq, a predicted model, not a curated record